AUGUACUUGGCUUAAAUUUAUUUGCCAAAUUCGUCUGAUUUGGUAAGUUUAACGUAACAUGUAUAAUCCUUAUUAAGUGUUCGAAAAUUUGUCAAAAAUUAUUCAUAAAAGACCAACCAAAAUGUUACCCAACGUUUUUCUUUGGAUGCUGUGAACAUAUAUCAUUUUUACUGACCUAUUAAAGAUAAUAUAUAAACAAAUAUCAAAGGUACAAAUAUGAGAGUAGUAGCAUUAAUCAGCGGCGGAAAGGAUAGCUGUUAUAACAUGAUGCAGUGUAUAGCGGCAGGCCAUGACAUUGUUGCAUUGGCAAACUUAAAACCACAGAGUAAAGAUGAGUUGGAUAGCUAUAUGUAUCAAAGUGUUGGUCACCAAGCAGUAGAAUUAUAUGCAGAAGCAAUGGGCCUUCCAUUGUUCAGGCAACGAACAAAUGGAGUUGCAUUGCAACAAGAAAAAAUUUAUACUCAUACUCCUGAAGAUGAAGUUGAAGAUUUGUUUGAUCUCCUUGCUAAUAUUAAAACACAAAUUGAAUUUGAUGCUGUAGCUGUAGGUGCUAUACUUUCUGAUUAUCAGCGUCUACGUGUUGAAGAUGUGUGUUCAAGAUUAGGUAUUUGCUCUCUGUCAUAUUUGUGGCGUCGUGAUCAAAAAGAAUUGCUACAGGAAAUGAUUGAUUGCAAUAUUGAAGCAAUUGUUAUUAAAGUAGCAGCACUUGGAUUAGAUCCUACAAAACAUUUGGGAUUGCGAAUUGAUAAGCUAAUGCCACAUUUAGUUAAAAUGAAUGAAAAAUAUGGCUUAAAUAUAUGUGGCGAAGGUGGAGAAUACGAAACAUUCACUCUAGACUGUCCUUUGUUCACCAAAUCGGUGAUCAUUGAAGAGUUUGAAACUGUAAUGCAUACCAAUGAUACAAUUGCUCCUGUGGGAUAUAUAAAUUUUAAAAAAUUUUGCUUAUUAAAAAAACCGAAUGUUGAUGAGAAUCAAAGUUUUCGUGAUCGUAUGGCUUGUUAUCGUGUGCGCAGUCCUUUAGCUCAUUUGAUGGAUUUGGAUGAUUUAGAAAUAGAUCUUGGUACUGUUACUGAUGGUGACAAUUUUGAUGAUGAUGCUUCAGAAAAUAAUAGUAUCAUUAUUGAUCAGACUGAUGGUCAAGUAUGUUUUGGGGAACUUAUAGAGACAGAUUCUGUAUCUUGUAUUGGUUAUCCAAAUGGAUGGACUUGGAUUAAUUCAUUGACUGGUUAUUGGGUUGGUGAUAAAUCUCCAGUUAUAGUUGCUCUUGAGAAAUUAAGAGAUUUGUUACAGGAAAGAAAUUUAGAGUUAACUGAUGUUGUUGCUGUUACUUUAUAUGUUCGUGACAUGACUGAGUUUCUUAGUAUGAAUGCACAAUAUGCUUCAAUAAUGUGUAGAAUUAGUCCUCCUGUGAGAGUUUGUGUAGAAAUACCUCUUUCAGAGUACACACCUAUUCUUAUAGAUGUUGUUGCUUAUAAACCACCAUCCAAGUCAUCUUCAAAUUCAAACCUCCCAUCAAUGUCUAAACAUACAAUGCAUGUACAAAGUAUAUCUCAUUGGGCGCCUGCUAAUAUUGGACCAUAUAGUCAAGCUAUUCGAGUUGGUGAUAUUAUUUAUGUUGCUGGGCAGAUUGCUCUUGUACCGGGUACUUUGAGUAUAGUUGAAGGUGGAAUCAGGCAACAAUGUCGACUAUCUUUACGACACGUUAGCAGAAUUAUCAAAGCAGUUGACCCUAAUAUACAACUUAGAGAUGUUGUUCAAGGCAUAUGUUAUGUAACUCAUACCAAAUAUAUUCAUGCUGCUAGAACUGAAUGGGAGAAAAGGACGAAUAAUGCUAUUGUAGAUUAUAUAGUAGUAUCACGAUUACCAAAAAAUGCUAUAGUAGAAUGGCAUUUAUGGGCACAUAGACAUAAUGCUAGAUUUGAAUAUGAAGAAACAGGUUGUUGCGUUGAUAAUUAUAGGGUGUCAAUACGCCGACGUUGGAACUAUGAAAACAAUGUAGCUGCAAUUGUUACAUAUAUUUCAUCUGGAUCAUGUACUUCAUUAUCAGCUAUAACUGAUUCAUUAGAUACAUCUACUGAGUCUAUAUCUGCCAUUGGUCUAGAGGAGGCUUUCCGUUACUCUUUAAAACGACUCCUGCGUGGAGAACCAACUUCGACACCAACUGAUGCUAUUUGCUCGUUAAGAAUAUUUUACAAAGUAUCGCAAGAUCAAAAACCUAUAUGUCGACAACUUAUUAAUGCUACAUUGAAUAAUUUAAGAGUUGAAUAUCGAAUAGUUGCAACCGUCAUACCUGUAUUACAUUUGCAUCACCCCAAUACAUUUGUAUCAAUUUGUGCGCUGAGGCAUAAUACCUGAGAUCCAUUAUUAUACAAUAAUUGACAUAAUCGCACACUAGAAUAAGGAACAAAGACAAUGCCAGCUGUUCCAUUAAUAGAUAAUAAUAAUCAGCUUCAUAUAAAUAUUUUGUAAACCUAUGAAUAGUAAUGGCUAAAAAUGUAUUAGAU
Molecule: messenger RNA, 2504 nt
Organism: Melanaphis sacchari
Lineage: Eukaryota; Metazoa; Arthropoda; Insecta; Hemiptera; Aphididae
Product: diphthine--ammonia ligase
Exons: 13
Coding region: 217-2355 (712 amino acids)
Biological process (GO): protein histidyl modification to diphthamide
Molecular function (GO): diphthine-ammonia ligase activity
Source: RefSeq, a predicted model, not a curated record